Solanum verrucosum is the source of this 1803-nucleotide messenger RNA. Its product is annotated as ubiquitin carboxyl-terminal hydrolase 4-like. Gene Ontology annotation, biological process: protein deubiquitination. The record is from RefSeq and is a predicted model, not a curated record. NCBI's taxonomy places the organism in Eukaryota, Viridiplantae, Streptophyta, Magnoliopsida, Solanales, Solanaceae. Gene Ontology annotation, cellular component: nucleus; cytosol. Bases 231 to 1331 code for a protein of 366 amino acids. Gene Ontology annotation, molecular function: cysteine-type deubiquitinase activity; cysteine-type endopeptidase activity. The transcript is spliced from 6 exons.
UCAAAGGUGGAGAGAGAAAAUAGAGCCCAGAUGGCACCGCCUCUAUAAGCACGCCUUUGAGAUGAAUGACACAUUCAGCCCAAACACAAUCCAAAAUUCAAUGUCACCUCCAUUUCUUCCUCUAUAAAUUGUCCUACCCAAUUUGUGAGUGAUGAAGAUUUACUGAAUUUGAAGACCGAAAGAAUCAUAAAAGCAGCAUAGAGGAGUACUGGUAUUUGGUUGAUGGUCUCAUGGGUGCAACGGGUUCCAAGCUCGAGAAAGCCCUCGGAGACCAGUUUCCCGAAGGUGAACGAUACUUUGGUCUCGAAAAUUUCGGCAACACUUGUUAUUGCAACAGCGUCUUGCAGGCCUUAUACUUUUGUGUCCCCUUCCGCGAGCAACUGCUAGAGUAUUAUGCAAAUAAUAAAGGUCCUCCAGAAGCUGAGGAGAAUCUCUUAACUUGUUUGGCUGAAUUGUUUUCACAGAUAAGUUCACAGAAGAAGAAAACAGGUGUUAUAGCUCCAAGGCGCUUUGUACAAAGAGUCAGGAAGCAAAAUGAACUUUUCCGAGGUUACAUGCAUCAGGAUGCCCAUGAGUUUUUGAACUUCUUGUUGAAUGAACUCGUUGAUAUCUUGGAGAAAGAGUCACAUGCAGCAAAAAGUUUAGCGGCAAGUUCUCCUGAAAAAGUCUCAAAUGGAACAUGUAAUGGUCAUGCGAAUGGCGUUAAGAAGGAGCCACUUGUUACCUGGGUGCACAAAAAUUUUCAGGGUAUAUUAACCAAUGAAACAAGAUGUUUGAGGUGUGAGACAGUCACAGCUAGGGAUGAGACAUUUUUUGAUUUGAGCCUUGAUAUUGAACAAAACAGUUCAAUUACAAGCUGCCUAAAAAAUUUCAGUUCUACAGAGACCCUCAAUGCAGAGGACAAAUUUUUCUGUGACAAGUGUUGUAGCUUGCAAGAAGCACAAAAACGGAUGAAGAUAAAGAAACCUCCACACAUCCUGGUCAUUCAUUUGAAGCGCUUCAAGUAUAUGGAACAACUAGGUCGUUACAAAAAAUUGUCUUACCGCGUUGUGUUUCCUCUGGAGCUAAAACUCAGCAACACCACUGAAAACACAGAUUCUGAGUAUUCUCUAUUUGCUGUUGUGGUUCAUGUCGGAAGUGGGCCAAACCAUGGGCAUUAUGUUAGUCUUGUGAAAAGCCACAACCACUGGUUGUUCUUUGAUGAUGAGAACGCGGAGAUCAUUGAUGAGUCUGCUGUUCAGACCUUUUUUGGCUCAGCUCAAGAGUACUCCAGCAAUACAGAUCAUGGCUAUAUCCUCUUUUAUGAGAGCCUUGCAGCAAGCAAGAGCUGAAAAUAGUACUCACAUGUUGAGACCUAACUAUUGCGUAUGUGUCUGCUCAACUUUUGUCGUGUUUAGCUUUCAUGGUUCAUUGGACCGGCUUAACGAAUGUUUACGAGUUCAGUGUUCAACACACAAGGGGUUGCAAGUGUUUUGACUUGUUUUAACAAUAAAGAGAUGUAAAUCUUGGUAUAGAAACUUUAAUGAGAUGUUGAUACUGUAUUAUUAGCUAUGUAACUGCAUCAACUUCCAGUGAACUCCAUUGGCAGAACCCGGAAAGCAGGAAUAAGUCAAGUUUCUCCUUUGUGUAAUUUCAAUCUGAAAAACACUGCUCCAGUGUUGUUUUAUUUUGAGGUGCUGAGAUGCACAUUCAUGGAGUAUGACUAAUACUUAAUUAUUCCUUUUCUUUCUUACAACAAUGCCUGUAUAGAGUUAAUCUAACACACUUCUCUUCUACUCUAAUUAUCGAUUCUUUCUUCUCGUA